Molecule: messenger RNA, 1788 nt
Organism: Eremomyces bilateralis CBS 781.70
Lineage: Eukaryota; Fungi; Ascomycota; Dothideomycetes; Eremomycetales; Eremomycetaceae
Product: Sec1-like protein
Exons: 6
Coding region: 1-1788 (595 amino acids)
Biological process (GO): vesicle-mediated transport; intracellular protein transport
Cellular component (GO): Golgi membrane
Source: RefSeq, a predicted model, not a curated record
AUGGACAUCGUCCAGGCCGUCUCAGGCUACAUCUCCAAGAUGAUGUCGUCCACGGACAGCAGCGGAUCUGGAUCUGCGAAGAUGAAGAUCCUGUUGCUUGACAGCGAGACUGUUGGUAUACUCUCGACCGCCACGACACAAUCCGCUCUCUUGAACCAUGAAGUGUACCUUACAGAUCGCCUCGACAACCAGGCGCGAGAGAAGAUGCGCCAUUUACGCUGUCUAUGCUUCCUUCGUCCUUCCCCCGAGUCAAUACAGCUCCUCAUUGAUGAACUACGAGAGCCAAAGUACGGAGAGUACAACGUUUACUUCAGUAACAUCAUCAAGAAGUCCUCGUUGGAGCGACUGGCCGAAGCGGACGACCAUGAGGUGAUUCGCGCGGUUCAAGAAUACUUUGCCGACUACCUUGUCAUCAACCCCGACCUGUACUCUCUGGACCUGUGGUACCCUCAAAAUCGGAUAUGGGGAACCAGUCCCGAGCUAUGGAACCCGGACGCCUUGCAACGAUCGACCGAAGGGAUUCUAGCCGUUCUACUGUCGUUGAAGAAGAAGCCGCUGAUACGAUACUCGAAAACGAGUAUGCUUGCGAAGAAGCUAGCUACAGAAGUUCGGUAUCAUAUGACACAAGAGGACCAGCUGUUCGACUUCAGGAGACCGGACACCCCUCCAAUAUUGCUGAUAUUGGAUCGAAGGGAUGACCCAGUGACUCCAUUACUCACUCAAUGGACAUAUCAAGCCAUGGUGCACGAGAUGCUAGGUAUCCGGAACGGCCGUGUGGAUCUAAGCCAUGUUCCAGAGGUCCGCCCGGAGUUCAAGGAGAUUGUCCUCUCUCAGGAUCAGGACCCCUUCUUCAAGAAGAACAUGUUCCUCAACUUCGGAGAUCUCGGAGAAAACGCUAAGGGCUACGUCGAGCAAUUUGCAUCGAAAAGUUCGACAAACCUCAAGCUGGAAUCCAUAGACGACAUGAAGCGAUUCGUCGAAGAUUAUCCGGAAUUCCGAAAACUCUCGAGCAAUGUGACGAAACAUGUCACGUUGGUUGGAGAGCUUAGUCGAAGAGUCGGGGGAGAAAACCUCCUCGAUGUUAGCGAACUGGAACAGAGCCUGGCAUGCAACGACAACCACAACACCGAUUUGAAGACAUUACAACGCCUCAUUCAAGAUCCCGCCGUCCCCGCAUCCAACAAGCUUCGCCUAACCGCGAUAUACGCCCUCCGCUACUCCAAACACCCAUCCAACUCCACCCCGAUGCUCCUCGACCUCCUCAGCGUGGCUGGAAACCUCUCCCGCUUCCGCAUUGCCCUCAUCUCCAAGCUCCUCACCUACCACAGUUCCCUCGCCCCCGUCCCCGCAUCCGCCGGCGUUUCCGGCCUUCCCGACCUCUUCCAAUCUACCAACCUCUUCUCCAGCGCCCGUGAGCGCUUCCGCGGCCUGAAAGGCACCGAGAACGUCUACACCCAGCAUUCACCCCGCCUGGAGAGUACACUGCAGGAGCUGAUCCGCGGCCGGCUCAAAGAACAGCUGUAUCCCUUCGUCGACGGCGGUGGCUCGACCAAGGACAAACCCCAGGACAUCGUGGUCUUCAUGGUCGGCGGCGUCACGUAUGAGGAGGCGAAGAUGGUCGCGCAGAUCAACGCGAGCUCGCCCGGCGUGCGGAUCGUGUUGGGCGGUACCAGCGUGCACAACAGUGAGAGUUUCCUGGACGAGGUGGAGGAUGCGGUGGAUUCGUGGCCGGAGGCGGCGAGAGGGGGCACCGCGAAUGAAAGGCUGAGGAGAGAAGUCGGAAGGUGA